AGGACCAUGCGGCAGUAGCAGCCAUGCUGCCCUUCCUGCUGGCCACGCUGGGCACCACGGCCCUGAACAACAGCAACCCCAAGGACUACUGCUACAGCGCCCGCAUCCGCAGCACUGUCCUGCAAGGCCUGCCCUUCGGGGGUGUCCCCACCGUGCUGGCUCUUGACUUCAUGUGUUUCCUUGCACUGCUGUUCUUAUUCUCCAUCCUCCGGAAGGUGGCCUGGGACUAUGGGCGGCUGGCUUUGGUGACAGAUGCAGACAGGCUUCGGCGGCGGGAGAGGGACCGAGUGGAACAGGAAUAUGUGGCUUCAGCUAUGCACGCCGACAGUCAUGACCGGUAUGAGCGCCUCACCUCUGUCUCCAGCUCCGUCGACUUUGACCAAAGGGACAAUGGCUUCUGUUCCUGGCUGACAGCUAUCUUCAGGAUAAAGGAUGACGAGAUCCGGGACAAGUGUGGGGGCGACGCCGUCCACUACCUGUCCUUCCAGCGGCACAUCAUCGGGCUACUGGUGGUCGUGGGCGUCCUCUCCGUGGGCAUCGUGCUGCCGGUCAACUUCUCAGGGGACCUGCUGGAGAACAAUGCCUAUAGCUUUGGGAGAACCACCAUCGCCAACCUGAAAUCAGGGAACAAUCUCCUCUGGCUGCACACCUCCUUCGCCUUCCUGUACCUGCUGCUGACCGUCUACAGCAUGCGGAGACACACCUCCAAGAUGCGCUACAAGGAGGACGACCUGGUCAAGCGGACACUCUUCAUCAACGGAAUCUCCAAAUAUGCAGAGUCGGAAAAGAUCAAGAAGCACUUUGAGGAGGCCUACCCCAACUGCACCGUCCUCGAAGCCCGGCCUUGUUACAACGUGGCACGCCUUAUGUUCCUUGAUGCUGAGAGGAAGAAGGCUGAGCGCGGAAAGCUCUACUUCACAAACCUGCAGAGCAAGGAGAACGUGCCUGCCAUGAUCAACCCCAAGCCCUGUGGCCACCUGUGCUGCUGCGUGGUGCGCGGUUGCGAGCAGGUGGAGGCCAUCGAGUACUACACGAAGCUGGAACAGAAGCUGAAGGAGGAUUACAAGCGGGAGAAGGAGAAGGUGAACGAGAAGCCCCUGGGCAUGGCCUUCGUCACCUUCCAUAACGAGACCAUCACCGCCAUCAUCCUGAAGGACUUCAACGUGUGCAAGUGCCAGGGCUGCGCCUGCCGCGGGGAGCCCCGCACCUCCUCCUGCAGUGAGGCCCUGCACAUCUCCAACUGGACUGUGUCCUACGCACCUGACCCCCAGAACAUCUACUGGGAACACCUCUCCAUCCGUGGCUUCGUCUGGUGGCUGCGUUGCCUGGUCAUCAACGUGGUCCUCUUCAUCCUGCUCUUCUUCCUCACCACCCCGGCCAUCAUCAUCACCACCAUGGACAAGUUCAACGUCACCAAGCCCGUGGAGUACCUCAACAACCCCAUCAUCACCCAGUUCUUCCCCACCCUGCUGCUGUGGUGCUUCUCGGCCCUGCUCCCCACCAUCGUCUACUACUCUGCCUUCUUUGAGGCCCACUGGACACGCUCCGGGGAGAACAGGACCACCAUGCACAAGUGCUACACCUUCCUCAUCUUCAUGGUGCUGCUCCUGCCCUCGCUGGGACUGAGCAGCCUGGACCUCUUCUUCCGCUGGCUCUUUGACAAGAAGUUCUUGGCUGAGGCUGCCAUUCGGUUUGAGUGUGUGUUCCUGCCGGACAACGGCGCCUUCUUCGUGAACUACGUCAUUGCCUCAGCCUUUAUCGGCAACGCCAUGGACCUGCUGCGCAUCCCGGGCCUGCUCAUGUACAUGAUCCGGCUCUGCCUAGCCCGCUCUGCUGCUGAGAGACGCAACGUAAAGCGGCAUCAGGCCUACGAGUUCCAGUUUGGCGCAGCCUACGCCUGGAUGAUGUGCGUCUUCACGGUGGUCAUGACCUACAGUAUCACCUGCCCCAUCAUCGUGCCCUUCGGGCUCAUGUACAUGCUGCUGAAGCACCUGGUAGACAGGUACAAUCUCUACUAUGCCUACCUGCCCGCCAAGCUAGACAAGAAGAUCCACUCAGGGGCCGUGAACCAAGUGGUAGCCGCACCCAUCCUCUGCCUCUUCUGGCUGCUCUUCUUCUCCACCAUGCGCGCAGGGUUCCUGGCCCCCACAUCCAUGUUCACAUUUGUUGUCCUGGUCAUCACCAUCGUCAUCUGUCUCUGCCACGUCUGCUUUGGACACUUCAAAUACCUCAGUGCCCACAACUACAAGAUUGAGCACACAGAGACAGAUGCCGUGGGUCCCAGAAGCAACGGACAGCCCCCCACUGCUGCCGCUGUCCCCAAAUCUGCGAAAUACAUCGCUCAGGUGCUGCAGGAUUCAGAGGGAGAUGGAGAUGGGGACGGGGCUCCCACAAGCUCAGGGGACGAGCCCCCAUCAUCCUCAUCCCAAGACGAGGAGCUGCUGAUGCCACCAGAUGGGCUCACGGACACGGACUUCCAGUCCUGCGAGGACAGUCUCAUAGAGAACGAGAUCCACCAGUAAGGGGAGGGCAGGGCCCUGGAGGCCACGCCCUGCCCGCUCGCCCCACCCCCACGGACACUAAAA
Molecule: messenger RNA, 2585 nt
Organism: Dipodomys ordii (Ord's kangaroo rat)
Lineage: Eukaryota; Metazoa; Chordata; Mammalia; Rodentia; Heteromyidae
Gene: Tmem63b
Product: transmembrane protein 63B
Exons: 23
Coding region: 24-2522 (832 amino acids)
Cellular component (GO): plasma membrane
Molecular function (GO): calcium-activated cation channel activity
Source: RefSeq, a predicted model, not a curated record